This is a messenger RNA of Phaedon cochleariae (mustard beetle), 6797 nucleotides long. NCBI's taxonomy places the organism in Eukaryota, Metazoa, Arthropoda, Insecta, Coleoptera, Chrysomelidae. The record is from the annotation of a GenBank genome assembly.
UUGUAGACAUGAAAAACUGAAAAUUUGGUUAUUUGAAUUGUUCACAUACAUGUUGAGGUUAUGUAUAAAGUGUAACCUCAAGAGUAAUAGAUAUUUUUAUUACCUACAACUUUGCUAUUCAACUUUUUUCCAUAGGACUUAUAUUAUUGCCAUAAAUCGAGAUUAUCCGUUUUUCACCCUUAAUAGCUCAGCGCCCCCUUCAUUUAUUGUUUAUGGCUCUAUGAAUAAUAAUGUUGAAUUCUGUUGUUUGGUGUCAAUACAAACAUUUUGUAAGCCCCGUAUACACGAUCCGGAAUUGUUUGUUGCUAUGCAACCACAUUGAUGAAGUGCAAACAUAUCAUGUUCUCAGUUUUGAUUGCAUUCCAAAGUUUGUAUUAAAAAAUAUGGACUGGAAAUAUAUAUCAGCGUUGAAUACCGAUAAUUUGAAUGAUACAGAGAAAGAUGAGUUGUACAAUACUGUAACUUGGUAUGAUUAUGAAUCUGAAGAAAUCAAGAAAGAAAAUUUAAGAGCACUCCUGAAGGUCUGUCAAGAAAUUCUGAAAUACAAAGGAGAGCAAGUGGAGACUUUGUUUCAUGAAUUGGAAGAAAUGGCUAUCAAACAAGCUGAAGAAGAUGCAAGAAAGCAAGAUUCUGAUGCUGAACUCAGAAGUGCCAGAUCCAGAAAAUCAAGUUCUUUGGAAUUUGAAAAUUUGGAGCAAAAAUAUGUGGAACUAAAAGCAAAAUAUAAGCAAACAUUACGUAACAAUGAAAAGAUCAACUUGGAUUUGAAAAAAGUAUCCAAUAAGAUGAAAUCUUUAGAGCAAGAAAAUAGAAGAUUGGAAAAAGAGCUGCAAUCAAUUCCUCACGAUGCAGGAAGUGAAUCUGAUAUAUCCGAAACGAUAAAAGAUCAUCAGAAAGAACUUGUCGAUACUCUACAAAAUAAAAAUAAACAAAUUUCUGAACUGUUACGGGACAUUGAAAAUGUGGAAAGUGAAAAUCUUCUCAUGAGGGAUAAAUUGUCAAAAGUUCGUGAUGAACUAGAGGUAGCAACCAAAGAGAUCAUUUUCAUGACUCAAACUCUAAAAUUAAAAGAGGAAAGCCUCAAAGAAUCAACUGAGCAUUCGAACAAGAUGGUUGAACAAUAUGACAAUGUGAAAAAAGUAUUGGAAAAACUCCAGCACGAAAAAAAUGAUUUAGAAAAUGAAAUGAAAAAGCAGUUGACGGACUUGAACCAAAUUGUAGGAGAUUUAAAGGAAACCAUCGAACAAAAAGAUGGGGAAAUACAAGGUUUAAAAGCUCGCCUAAAAGAACCCAGCUUUAAUUCUUCAAUAUCGAGUCUACCGAAAGAUGAGCCAGAACAGUGCCAUAUGUCAGCUUUGCAGAGAGUUCUGGAUGAGAGAGAAAAACAAUUACUGGAGGUUCAAACUCAGCUUCAAAUCGCCACGAAGGAUAUAAAAGAAAUGACAGAUAUUAUGAAAAAAUUUAAAAAUGAAAAAGACAGUGAUAGUAGGACAAUGGAGAGAUUGGAGCAAAAUAUGGUUGAAAUUAAGAAGCAGUUGAGUACAGCUCAUGAGAGAUGUCAGAAAAUGCAAGAUGAAGUUGAUUUUGCUGAAAAAAUAUCCCGGAGCAAAGAUGAAGAGCUGAACAAAAUUUUAAGUAAACUGCAAGAAAAUGGUCAAGUUGAUCUUGUGGUGAAUUUGAGAGAAAUUCAAGAACUGAAAGCUGACAACAGAAUGAAAGAAAAGCAAAUUAUGGGCUUGGUGAAAACCUCUAAUAAAAUACAAGAAAAUUGUGAUUGUUUUGAGAAAGAAAAUGAUAUACUCAGGGAGAAACUGGGUAUUCCAAUAGAAGAAGAGUUGAGCUUGGGUGAAUACACUUCCAAACAGAAAAAAAUGAUAAAAGAGUUAGGCAUGCUCAGGAAUCAGUUAUCAAAAAAAGACGAUAAAGCAAUACAUUACAAACUAGAAGUACGGAAAUUGAACCAUGCCAUAUCUUCUUUGACUCGGCAAAUCAUUGAUCUUGGUCAAGAACCACAAUAUAACAAUUUCGAAAAUGUGAAUGAUGAUCGGUUCAAAAAUGAAAAUAAAACGUUGGCAGAAGAAAACGAGGCAUUAAGAAAAGGAAUGCAUGAGAUACUGCACAGUAUCAACAUGAAAAAAACUGCGUCAUUGAAGGAAGUCAAGUCAGAAACGUUUGAAAAACUGCUGAGAGCACUGGAUGUCAAGCAUGUCUCAGGAUGGUACCAUCCUGCAAUGAGGCUUCAGGCAGAAAUUCAUAAUUUGGAGGGGAUCAAUAGUGAACUAAGAGAUCAACUCAGAGAAGCUAGGUUAGAAAUUGCAAAGUUAAGAACAAGUGAUUAUAAAUAUGUAGAUCGUAAGCAACAAGCCACUGAGACGGGACAAGAUUCAGAAGAUUCAGUAAAGAAGCUAGAAGAUUCUUCAUUACCAGAAAAAAUUGCAGCCGAAACGUUGGAUAUACUUCUUAAAAAACUGUUAGAACGCAUAAACACCGAUAAAAGUAAAGAAGAAAAUAUCACAGUACUUGAACAGCAGUUAUUAUUGUGGUUUAGAAGUAUGUUCGUUGAAAAAAAUAAACUGGAAGAGACGUUCAAAUCCGUGCAAGACAAACUGAAGAAUCUCCAAGAAGAAUAUGAUAAUCUCAUGGAGAAAUUGAAGAUACUAAUCUGUGAAACAGAAGAAGAAAAAGUGAAGAAAAUCGACGACUUAGUAUUGACAAACAGUUCUAUGAAAAGAAAAGUUUGUUAUUUGGAAAAUGAAACUAGAAAACUAAGCAAAAAAAUCGAAGAAUUCUAUAAAGAUAUCGAAAAUGCUGAACAUUUGCAUUCAAAAAAAAUUGGAGAAUUACAGAGAAAAAAUAAGUCCUUAGAAAACAAUUUGAAAAUUGCUAAAAAUUUGAACGAUCAAUCUGUUGAUCUUGAAACCUACAAAGAAGUAGACAAAAACUUGGCAAACAUGACUGUCAAGUACAGAGAGGUUGUAGAUUCACUCAAAAAGCAAGCAGAAGACAAAUCUCUGGAGACAUUGAUACUGUUGGAAUCACAGAAAAAUUUCGAAUCUGAUAAGAAAGAGCUAGAAAAUAAACUUGUAGAAGUAAUGUCGAAACUUUCUUUACAAAAUCUACAAAAUGUGGAGUAUAAAGUCGAAAAACUCUCGCAAAAACUAGCAGAAACUGAAGUGAAUGAAAUAUCUGAAAGACAAAGAGCUAACCAUACCAACAAUCUCUACGAUUUAGUGAAAGAACAGUUGAACAAAUCCGAAGAACGGUUCCAGGAAUAUUCUAAAUUCAACGACGAUCUACUAAAGAGGAACCUAGCUUUACAAGAUCAACUGAGAGAUGCCGAAAACAAAAUAUCUGAUUACAUCGAUCCUAGCCUUUACAAUAAGUUGCAAGAAAGUAAUAGCGAGUUACUGAAGGAAAACGAGAGGUUAGAAAUGAUGAUAACCAAAAUGACUGAAAACUCGAAAUUAGAAAAGCAAACUCUAGACUUUCAAAUGACCUGGAAUGAGUCUAGAGAACAAGAACUGUUGAAUCUGAAGCACCAAGUCGUCGAUUUAGUUUCCAUGUCUGACGAAAAAGUUAUCAUAGCUCAGUUGAAUAGUGAUAUAUUGCAAUACAGGCAGAGCCAGAACUAUAACAAAAUAAAAAUGAAAGAAGUGACUGAUGAAUUGGAAAAUUUGAACUAUAAAUACUCAAAGGAUUUAUCAAAGUUAGAAAAUGAAAAGUCUAAUUUAGAAGAAAAUGAGGCUGCUUGCAAAAAAAAGAUUAGGUACUUGCAACAAUUGUUUGACAUGCAAAAGUUGCAGUAUAUCGGAUGCAUACCUCUUUGUUCUGAAGAAAUAUAUGUGAAUAACAUCAUAACUAUGAACAAAGACAAGCAUGAAGCUUUUCUUAGUUUGCAUAAAGCGAAAAUGUCAGAAAAUGAAGCGAACUUGCUCAAAGAUCAGUUGACUUUGGAACUAACUCAUUUGAAGACUCUCAAAGAAAUGAGUGUGGGAAGUAAUAUAGAAGGAUAUAAAAAUGUUUUAAGUUGGAUGCAAGAAAAGAAAGUGUUUCAGAUAAAUGAAUUGAGGUAUAAACGUCAGUCAGAGUUCAAAGAAGCCCAGCUACAGCAUUUCAUUGAUAGAGUAAAAUUGCAAGAUGAACAACUAGCAAAACUAGAUGAAGAACUCUUACUGUGGCAUAAACACUUCAACGGAACUUACAUUCAGAAAAAUAGUAUUGUAAAUCAAACAAAAUCAGAUGAAACACCUAUCCCUAUCGCUAUCCCUAUCCCUGCACCGCGAAAGUUUUUUGUGUCAGUUGAGGUCCAAACGAUAGAAGAUGAAUGCGACAUAACCGUCCAAUCGAAUAAUGAUGAAAUUAUCUCACUGAAAUCUGAAAUUUCGAGAAUGAAAGAUGAAUUAUUGGCGAAAGAACAGUUCAUAGGUCAGCUAAGAAGUAAAGUAGCCGAACAUGAGAUGACGAUAAGCUUAUUCAGGAAACAGAUUGGUGAUAAACAGAGUCAAAUUUCGUUUUAUGAACACCACAUCAUGGAAUUGCAGAGUAAAAAAGGGGAAAUAUCUUCGAGUGGAGCCGGUGGAGAUAAUAUAAGUGUCGGUGUUGAAACUACUAAUUCUAAUGAAGAGGUUGUGGCGUUGAAGGGAUCUGUCAAAGAUUUACAAGACAAUCUUAAAAACAAGGAUGAAGAAAUAAUGAAAUACCAGACUCUGUUGAAGGUCGAUAGAGACAAACACAGUAUGGCUGCUGCUACUUUACAAGAAGAGCUCCAAAGUCUUCAAAAAUUGCUGAGCGAAGAAAAACGUAAAUGCCAGAGCCUCGAAGAACAAAAGACUCAAAGUAGUCCACCCAAUGAUGUGGUGGAACAGUACAUGUCUCAGGUCAAUGAUUUCGAAAAGCAUGCUUCUGAGUUACAUACUAAAGUCACAAGCUUAGAUGCUCAGUUGCACUCCAGCAGGGAAGAAGCUAUGAGGUGGAGGAACUUGGCCAAUGAUAGGCUAACAGCCAUGGAGGAUCUCAGGCAAAAGUUGGACAACCGACAUAGAAAUGAACUCGAUAUGUUCAAAAUGGACAUUGAGAAAAUGAUCGAAAUCGGUAAAGAUGAGGCCAAUUAUCUGAGACAACUCAUGAGCAAGCAGAGAGUUGAGCGUUCAGGGAGAUUAGAUGCCGAUAUCCAAAAAUUCAUCAAAGACAAGGAUGACAGAAUAAAUGAGCUAACCACCAAAUUACGCUAUCUCAAAAAUAACAUGAAGAGAUCUGAACAACCUGAAAAAGAGUUUUCUCCAAAACUAUCGGAUUUGGAAUCUUCUAGAGAAGCACUAGCUAAGGAGAACGAGCUUCUGAAAAGACGAUACGAACAAUUAGUUAUCAAAGAAAGGAAUGCCAAGGAAGAAAUCAGAGAAUUGAAAGCACAACUCUUGAAAAAACCGAUAACGGCGAGAAGUGACAAAUCUGAGAGAAGUAUAAAAGACCAAUUACAAAGGAAAAUUUUGAACCAAGAAGAGGAGUUGAUAAGUUUGAAAAAGACGCUAGAAGAACAAAUUGCAAUAAAUGAUAUUCACAAAGUACAAGCCAGUGAUGAUUUUGAUAAAUGGAAAAAAAUGAAACAUUGGCAACAGGCUGCUGAAAAAUACAAGAACAAAUUGAAAGAGAAAGAAGCCGAAUUUGAGAAAAGUCACCAGUCAAAUACCGGUUAUAGGUUAUUGAUUGAGAGAAUCGAAAGGGAGAAACAUAACCUCGAAAACAGGAUAAAGAGCUUGAAAACUGCGAAUAGAGACAUCCCCAAUUGCAGAGAAUUGGAAAUGCUGAAAAUCGAGAAUAUGAGAUUGUCAACUGAAAUUGAAACCUUGAAUUCUAGACUUGAAAUGCAACAGCAUCAUUCUGGAGGGCUGGGUGCGGCUAUGAUGCAAGAAAAAUUGGAGAGUCAAGAGAGAAAAAUUGCGAUAUUCGAAGUGGCAGCAAAGGGUACAGUGGAAAUCCGAGCAGAAUUGGAACGUCUCCAGACGGCAAUUUCUAACAUUCAAAAAACGAACUUGAGACUGGAGGCUGAGAAUUUGGAUUUGAAAAUUGAUUUGGAACAAAAAGCGAAAGAAGUUCCACAACUGCAACAGCAAAUUCGCCACUUAGAGAACUACACUGACGUAUUGAAAGUGGAAAAGAGCAAAGAAGUUUGCAAAACCCCACAGCCACAGGACGUAGAAUCAAAAAGAGUUUCCGAGCUCGAAAGGACCGUCUUUAUUUUGAAGAGGGUCGUGGAAAAACUUCAAGCUGAGAACAAACGAUUAUGCAAUGGCAAACGACCAAUAUCGGAUCGAGCAGCUUCAGCUGAUAAAUUGAAGAGAGAAAAUAAUCGACUUAAAGAGGAAUAUACUGAGUGUGCUCAGAAACUAGACCAACUUGAAAAAGAACUUUUGGAAGCCAAAAAUAAAUUGAAGAAUACUUCGAUGUUCAGGAAUUCUGAUGGCGAGAGACUUGCCGCUUUAUCUGAAGAGUUAUCGAAAGCCAAUUCACAGUUGGAGCAUAAGUCUACUUUACUGGAUAAAGUCAAGAUUUUGUUGCACAGAGCAGCUGCCAAGGAAAGAUUACUCUUGCAGGAGAUUGCAGAGUUGAGAAAUCAAAGAACAGGCGGUAUCAAUCCUAUUCUAGAAGAAUCGGAAGGAAGCAGUUCAGAUGUGUGAGAUGGGAUAUUCUUAGUAAAUAUAUUUGUAUAUUUCUAUAUUUUUAAUUAAGAAUAAAAUAUUUAUUUGUGGUAUUCAAAAAUGUCUCUGAAUUGAUACAGAUAAGAAUUGCCACUCUUAUUU